Aureobasidium subglaciale EXF-2481 is the source of this 1491-nucleotide messenger RNA. RefSeq lists its product as uncharacterized. Lineage: Eukaryota; Fungi; Ascomycota; Dothideomycetes; Dothideales; Saccotheciaceae. The transcript has 4 exons. The coding region runs from base 1 to 1491 and encodes 496 amino acids. The record is from RefSeq and is a predicted model, not a curated record. Gene Ontology annotation, cellular component: nucleus.
AUGUCACAUUCGAAUCUCCAUGAACGAAGUACCACAAAAUCGUCCGAUACAAACUCACGGCCCCGUAGCGGUAUGGCCGAUUUCUUUGCUCCAGAUGUGUUUCAAGCCGUCUUGAGUGAUCCUGUCACCGCCAUUCGUCUCAGGUCGUUUUGCGAGUCCAGCGCGUGUAGCGAAAAUAUUGUCUUCUUGGAAAAGAUUGCGCAAUACAAUCAACUUGUGACACAAGCACGAGAUCUGCUAUCCGAAAUACAUGCCACGUACACUUCUCCAAAUGCGACCGAGCCUGUCAAUUUAACGGAGAUCAUCUCAAAGGAUUUGAAUUCCGCCGUCAACACUGCUACAAAUGUCACGUUCUACGGGAUGCAAGAUAUCCUUGACAAUGCCCGCAAACAUGUAGAAGGCUUGAUCCGCGACGACAUCUAUCCCCGAUUUGUGACACAUCAACUAGCGACAAGCGCGAAAAUGGCGUUAGCUCACAAACGGCAGACGUAUCAAGGACUCGGCGACUGCUUCUGCCUCACAGACCCUAAAGUUGCGGAUAACGCAAUACUGUACGCUUCUGAUGGGUUUUUGGAUGUCACAGGCUACAGUCGCCGCGAGAUAAUUCCACGUAACUGUCGAUUUCUCCAGGGCGCAAAGACUGACCGUACAUCCGUAAUCCACCUGAAGUCUGCUAUAGAUAAUGGACAGGAGAGCGUAACACUGCUUCUGAACUAUCGCAAGGAUGGCACUCCGUUUUGGAACCUGCUGUACGUCGCCCCACUGCGAGAUGAGCAUGGUAACGUAGACUUCUUCCUUGGUGGUCAGAUCGACUGCUCGACGACUAUCCAUGGCAAACCCGAUGUGAUGAGAAUCCUGAGACUGGAAGGUAGGAAUUCCUUCGAGUCACACCGCGACAACUUGGCAGUGGACAAUACGUCAAGCUUGACUGCUGCAUCACCAAGAGAAAAGACCAAAAGGCAUCGUUCUUUCUUCAAGCCGACAUCAAGCGUGAAUACACAAGUCAGACACGGACCGGGCAUGGAAAAUGAUCUGAUCGGACGGCUUGGAAGUAUGAGCCUCGAGUCGCAGAUGCGGAUGUUUCAGACAGCAUACUCCAAGUAUGUUGUCCUCAAGAUGAAGGAUCGUACAGGCCUCAGCGUUGCGCACUAUUCGACGGCCGCUAGGGAGAUGCUACGCCCCAGUCGGACGCAUGCAAUCACUGAACGGAUCAUGAACGAAGAUAUCUUUAAACUUAUCGCCGAACACUCAUCCUCAUCUUCCUCUGUCAUGAAGUCCUACAAAAAGACAGUGACUGAUUUCCUAUCCGAAGGAAAAGCGGUAAGUGUUGAUAUUGAGAUGAUGGUUGCGGAAAGGGCCACGAAUCUGCUGCCCACAGGGCCUGUAGCAAAGACUGGAGGACGAUUGGUCAGUCACUGGACACCUUGCAAGGACGAAGAGGGUCGGGCAAAGUAUGUCGUGCUUGUCUUUGCAGAAGGACAAAACUUGUGA